Molecule: messenger RNA, 2907 nt
Organism: Anopheles maculipalpis
Lineage: Eukaryota; Metazoa; Arthropoda; Insecta; Diptera; Culicidae
Gene: Ythdf
Product: YTH domain-containing family protein
Exons: 7
Coding region: 151-2889 (912 amino acids)
Biological process (GO): mRNA destabilization
Cellular component (GO): cytoplasm
Molecular function (GO): N6-methyladenosine-containing RNA reader activity; mRNA binding
Source: RefSeq, a predicted model, not a curated record
UGCACUUGUGUGUGUGUGUAUUUUGCGGAGGAGGACUAACAAAAGAUCCAAGUGCGCGGGGUGCAUUCGCGAAAGCUGCUUUGUCGUCAGUAUUUUCAGCAGACUUUUGAGAACUUUCAACAAGAACAGUAGAAGUAACAACAACUACCAAUGUCAACCGUGUCAGAUCAGCGGAUGAAAGGACAAGGAACUCAUGGAAAUGGCGAAUAUAAUUCUUGGAGUGCGCAACUGAAUCACGGCCCAGGUGGUGCAGGAGGACAUCAGAAAAAAUCGGACGAUGGCUACUACCGAAAUCAUGGAGCUUACCAGAGUCAUGAUAGUGUCAGGAAUGUCGAAAAAGGUAUGCAAGGACUUGGGCUCGGUUCGUCGACGCGUAGCGGUAACAACGAUGGCAACUCCGGGGUAUCGAAAUAUUAUCAGCAACAGCAGCAGCAAAAGGAAGCUCCCAAAAAGAUGACCUGGGCCACGAUCGCUUCGCAGCCGGCAAAACCGCAAGUGAACACCACCAGUACGACGGUGAAGAAGAAGGGUCCGGGCAUGCCGCCGCCACCAAUGAUUCCUGGCAAGCACAACAUGGACAUCGGUACAUGGGACUCGCCAUCGAAGAACGGUCCGAGCGUGAUCGUUCCAACACCGCCGCCAAUUAUUCCACCGCCGGUCAUCGAACCGUCACCGCUAGCCGAUCCCUUACCGUCGUCCAAAUCGGGCGGUGGUCGUGACUCGGCGGGAGGCGGUGGUGGUGCUACCUCGCAGCACCACAGCAACAGCUCGCAUCAGGGUAUGGGACCAGCCGGCAUACAAAGCUCCAGAUGGCCAACGCCGGGCCAAGCUCAGAUUCAGCAGCAACAGCUGAAUGCUCCACCGGCCGUCGGUACCGACAGAAACAAUGGUCCCUCUUCGGGAAGUAACGCCGGUCCGGCGGGUGGAAGCGGUAGCAAUGCUGGAACCGGUGGUUCCAUGUCAUCCGGUUCUUCGCAUCAUCAUCAUAACCAGCAGCAACAACACCACCAGCCGCAGCAGCAGCAGCAGCAACAACACCACCAUCAGCAGCAAGGUCCCCUUGGUCGCAACCAUUCAUCGCAGUAUCAGCCACCGCAACAGCAACACCUUCAUCAUCAGGAUAGGCCCGGAUCGAAUUACGAUCGAGCACCACAUCAUCAGCAACAUCACGGUAACAAUUACAGUCAAUCUCGAAACCACAAUGCUGCCUACUCCUCCUCAGCCGGAUCGCCCGGUACUGGAUCGUCGUCCGCAAUGAUUGAUCGUCAAAACAGUGGAGGUUCCGGAGCGAAUAGUUUCCGCCAACAAAACGAUGGCCAUGGUGGACCACCACUCCAUUCACAACAUCCAUCGCAUCAUCAGCAACCGCAGGCGGAAAGACCAGCGUUCCAUCAGCAACGCUCUCUGAACCAUCAUAACGACCGUGGCACGGGAUACCAGUCUGCUGACCGAGGACAUUAUGGACCGAACACUGGUGGCACUGACACGACGGCAGUGCACAACAGUACCAGCUCGUCCGUACUAGCGGCAGUUGCUGCGGGUGGUGCAGCUGUUGUUAAGGCACGAUCGCCAUCGCCUUCGAUUUCGGAAAGCGAAAUGGCGCUCAAGCUGGCCGAGUCGCAGAAAAUACUUGACCAACUGAAAACCAAAAACAACUACAAUCCGGCAUCCUUGGAUCUGCUGAAAACGGCCGAAUUAGCAAGAUUCUUCGUCAUCAAAUCGUACUCGGAAGACGACAUUCAUCGUAGUAUUAAAUACGAAAUCUGGUGCUCGACUGAACAUGGUAACCAGCGGCUGGAUCAAGCAUUCCGCGAGCGCGAAGAGAAGGGCGGCACGGUUUAUCUGUUUUUCUCCGUGAACGGUUCGGGACACUUUUGUGGUGUGGCGCAAAUGAUGACCGCCGUCGAUUACAAUUCCAACUCGAGCGUCUGGUCGCAGGACAAGUGGAAGGGCACGUUUAAGGUGCGCUGGAUCUACGUGAAGGACGUACCGAACUCGAACCUGCGGCACAUACGGCUCGAGAACAACGAAAACAAAUCGAUGACAAACUCGCGCGACACACAGGAAGUUCCGAAUGCGAAGGGCAUUCAGGUGCUGCAGAUCAUUCACAGCUUCGAGCAUCAGUCGUCGAUAUUCGAUGAUUUCCAGCACUACGAAAAGCGCCAGAUGGAGGAGGACACGCGCAAGCACGAGGCACCACCCCCAUCGAACCAUUCGUACCACAACCAGCGCGAUCGGCGGGAGAAUCAGGCUGCCGGUGGCCAUUACUAUGACGGGCCGGGCAAGUAUCACGGCGGUAGUGGAGGCGGUGGUGGUUAUAACAACAAAUACAAUGACCGUGGUGGUGAUGACGGAUACGACGGAUACGGUAGUCGAGGCGGUGGUGGUGGUGGUGGUUAUCACGGAGGAUACAACAAAGGUGGUAGCGGUGGUUACGGUGGUUACAACAAUCGCAACAACAGCUACAACCAUCGUGACGACACGGUUGGCCGUGGAUAUCCGAGUUUCGACCGUCGCAACAACAAUGGCAACAGUGGCGGUAGCAACAAUAAUGGUGAAGAUCAUCAUGAUGCCGCCGCACCCGGAGGAGGUGGUGGUGGUGGAUACCAUUCGCGCGGUGGUGGCUACAACAACCGCUCCCGUGAUUAUUAUCGGGAUGAACGCCGCGGACCAAACGAUUAUGGACGUUCCCGGGGCAGCGACUACGAUAACGGACGGGACAGUGAUGGUGGCGGUAUCUACCGAAGUGGAGACCGUGGCGAUCGGGAUCGAGCUUCUUCACGGGAUCACUUCCGGGACCGCAACGAUCGCAUGAUGGGUCCCAGCAACAACCGUGGUGGAUCGGGCAGUAACGGCAGUGGUUCCAACAUCUAUAGAAAUCCAAAUUAAUUGUCUACGUUUUUGGGC